AUGUCGCACACGAUGCUGGAGCUCGUGCUCUCGGUCGACGCAGCGCACUGCGGCCGAGCCGAGCACUCGGUGCCAUAUACCCCCAAUAUGCACGUGAAUGGUAUGCGUGUUCCGCUCACGUGGCCGCUCUCCGCGGCGCAACUGGCCGAGCUCAGUGCCUUGUACCCGGGCAACCCGAUUCGGAUCCCGUGGACGUCGAUCGCACAGAGCUGCACGGACAAUGUCUUUGAGCACACGCGCAAGAUGCGCCACAUUGUUCAGAGCAUGCACCCGUGGGGCAACUAUGACACGGGGUUUCAAAUGCUCACGAUCGACCGUGUGGGCACCGCGGCAGCGAUCACACUGCCCAAUAACUUUUGCGAUUUUUUUGGCAUCAUGGUGCACGUGCUUCCGUCGGAUGCGGUCGGCGGCGCUGUCACCGUCUCGUACAACGGCCACACCACGGCGUGGGACGAAGUACGCGACCGCCAGUUUGCGUUCAACGCUGCCUGCAGCCUGCAAGUGGCACCCAUUGUGUCGGGCUCGCGCGCCACGCUCGUCUAUAGCGUUGCCUACUCGACAGACGGCGCCAGCGACGACGACCAGUUGUUCCACUACUACAAGCGCCCGAUUCCGCGCCCGACGAUCGCGUGCAUGCAGAAGGCGGUGGCGAAUUGGAAUGAGCAUACGCAUGUGGCGCUCCGCUGGCGCUUUGCGCACGCCGGGCCACUGUCGUUUGAGGCGCUCACCGGCAAGGCCCAGGCGGUGGUCGAGUACCUUGUGUCGACACGGGUCGUCGACGUGGCUCUCUUCCAGCCGGACGGGGCGACCGACGACAUUGCGUUUCACGCGGCGUGCAGCGUACCGGCAUUGGUCGUUGCUUCUUGCCCCCACGCCCGCUUGCGCGAGUUGUCGGCGUGGUCCGACGACGCGGCGCCCGAGCCCGACACGAUUUACGUUGCAUUUUGGCCCAAGGCGCACCGCGUGUACUUUGUGGGCUUUGCGCGCAUGGUCGAACUCCUGCAGACGCCUCGCGACGCCUUGAGCACCGAAUUGGCCGACUCGUUUGACGACUUGGUCUCUGCCGUCAUUCGCAUGCUACGUGUUGGCAUCCGUGAGCGCUAUGCCAUGCGAAUCGAGCGCGCCAAUUGGCACCUCCUCGGGUCAUUGCUCUUGCAUCGCGUGGGGCGCGACGGCAUCGACGUGUGUAUGCACUUUCUCCAGUGCACGAUGCACAAUAAUGUCUUUUGGUCGGUGGCAAAUCUGGUGCCAAUCUGGUUUCUGGACGUGGUGACGUGCUACGGCUGGCAGCACGUGCAGCCGCGCUUGGUCUCGCUCAUCGAAGGCACCGACACGUCGUACGAUGCCGAUUUUAUGCAUUUGCUUGUCGGGCUCGUCGAUAACAACCGCUUGCGUCUGCGCCAGCGCCACGCGACCGAGUUUCUCAAGGCCAUGCUCACACUUUUACUGCGUCGGCGAGACGACCACAGCCGCCUCCCAGACCAAGACAUAUUUCUCCACGGUGCGCUGCGCGUCAUGUCUUGCUUGGCGACCGAAAGCACCGAUAGCGUCGUCGGCGGACUCUUGGAGCAGCGGCUACCGGCGCCGCUUGUGGCCGGCAUUGCGCGCUUUGACCCGACCCACUGCUCGCUCUUACAAGCCGUGCACAGCACCGCCGAGCUGCAGCAAGAAGUUCCCAAAACGUUGUGGGAACUUCGGAACGUCCCCUUGGCGCUGCAAUUGCAGCCGUACAUUGACGUCGCGAUCGCCUACUACAGCACGACAGAGAACUGCGACAGCCUUGGACUCAGCGCGCUGCUCAAAGUCACGGCCGGUACCCCAGCCUUUGGUGCCGCCGCGGACGCGGGCCUGCGCCAAAAGAUGGACUUGAGUUUUUGGGUGGACGUACUCGGGACGCCCAGGACGCACCUCGCGCCGUCGUUCAAAGCGCAAUUGAUGGCGCAAGUCCUUGCCGCGGUCCAGAGCGUCACACCGCUCAAAGCGCAGACAGACGCCACUUGUCUGCGGACGCUCGCGGUCUGUGUGCAGAAUGCCAUCUGGAUCUGCCACCACCUACGCGCCGAUGACGCCUUGGCGACCAUACUCGACCGGCUCUUCACGCAGCAAGCGAUGCACGUGGACCAAGUCACGUUCGUCAUGGGCGUGUUUGUGCUUCUUUACGAUACGUUUGUGGAUUCGGACCUCGCGUCGCUGGCCAUUGACCUUGCGAUGCGAAGCGUGCCCGUGCUCGCAGCGCGGCUCGCCUUGUUGUCAACCCGCGAGACAUCGACGAUGGUCACGUGGCCCUGCGACUGCCGCAUUUGCGCACAGCUGAAGGCGUUUGCGACGAGCCCAGGGCCAAGGAGCGAGCGGUUCGCGACGCACUCGUGCAAGUACCUCAGUCAGAGAAUGCAGGCUGGCACGGCAUUCCAUUGGUACCCGUCGCACACCGAGGAUCUGUGCUGGGAGUCGGUCGACGAGACUUACCCGGUUUUGAUCAACCACCCCACGCACCGCGCCACCGAGAUGCACGACGCAAACGAACGCCUUGAGCGCUCGCUCGCACUGCUCUGGAUCUGCGCCCAUUUUGAUCACACGCCGGGUCUGGCGGCGCUGCUGGCGUAUGCCAAGGCCCUCGAAGCUGCGCACGAAGCACCCAUCACGGUCAUUAUGGACAUUAUCGUGCCCUUCCACGACCAGGCGGUGAACGCUGGGCAUUCCGACUUUGCUCGGGCGCUCGCAGCGAUUGGGUUGCCGCAACUGACGGCGCGACUGGCGGCGCUAUCGGCGCCGACGAUCACCCGCGAACGAUCGUCCAAACGAUGCCGAUGGUGUCCGCGCUACUGCGACGAGGUCGCAGAUUUUGCACGGAGCUCGAGACGGGUGAUGUAUGUGAGCGACAAGGUGGCGCGCGCCAUGUGUGUGCCGUUGCGACGGUACCCCGAGCACGUGGGCGGUGUUUGUUGGGCCGAGUUGUUGGGCGACCAGUACACUCUGUUCAACGACACGAACGAGCUCGUGGCCAAGAUGCGCGACGCCGCCGCGCGCCUCGAGUCGAGUCUUACGCGAUCGCCAAAGCGCCCGUGUCUUCGCUUGUGA
Saprolegnia diclina VS20 is the source of this 3078-nucleotide messenger RNA. RefSeq lists its product as hypothetical. The record is from RefSeq and is a predicted model, not a curated record. Lineage: Eukaryota; Oomycota; Saprolegniomycetes; Saprolegniales; Saprolegniaceae. The transcript has 2 exons. The coding region runs from base 1 to 3078 and encodes 1025 amino acids.